GGGCGACAGGGAAUCCCAGAAAGGAGUCACACAAAUAUCGCGUUGCUGCUGCUUGCCCAGUCUUAUUGGGAGCGAAGAUGGACGACUGAAGAAGAAACGGUGUUUUAUCGAGAGGAAAGUUAUGUGUGCCGACCGAACGAGGAGCUCCUGGUUGAGUAAGCGGCUCUGGGCUCCGGUCCUCCCGUGGGACGUCAAGCAGGCGUUUGGCCCAGCUGGGCUUUCCAAGUGGCAGUUCUCGCGUGGAAAGAAGCUCGCGUUUCUCGCGGGCGCUGUUGUGACACAGCAGGACGAGUCAAGAUCAGGUUGGAGCUCCUAAAUAGGAGUCACAACUCCCUCCUGAACCGAAUCCAGACGGACAAACCUCUGGCGGGUUGUCAAGGAUGUACGGACAACAACUGUCAAGAGUGAGGUUCCGCUUGGCGGCUUGUUUUUAUUGACACGAAUUCGGAGCAGACACAAUGGGGCCGCUCGCUAUUUGUGUCACGACGUGCUCCUCCUCGACGUGACACCGGACCCCUCAGCUCAGGACUUUGCUGCUACUGUUGCGGUGCAGUUCGGCCGGAAGCUGAAGUCCCGUUCGGUCCGAACACGGAACGGAGCGAGCUCGUUAUUUUAUUGCCAUUGCACUUGAUGAAGACAUGGAUGACUCGGGCAUAAUACGACGCCGGAGGCUGCAGAAGGAUUUGCCGCUGCCUCGCAAGAGCAGCAGCUGUCGAACAAGUAACAGGAAAAGCCUCAUCUUGACCACCACCUCCCCCACUCUGCCUCGCCCACACUCCCCUCUGCCUCUCCCCGGACACCUCGGGAGCAGUCCACUGGACAGCCCGAGAAACUUCUCUCCGAGCACCCCCGCGCACUUCUCCUUUGCCUCCUCCAGAAGGGCUGACGGACGACGUUGGUCUUUAGCAUCUUUGCCCUCGUCUGGUUAUGGCACCAACACUCCCAGCUCAACAUCGUCCAGCUCCUCUCAUGAGCGGUUGCACCAGCUGCCGUUCCAGCCCACCAUGGAUGAGCUCCACUUCUUAUCCAAGCACUUUGGCAGCACGGAGAGCAUCACGGAUGACGAUGGCGGACGCUCCUCUCCGCAUAUGCGCCCGCGCUCCCGCAGUCUCAGCCCGGGACGCUCGUCUUCCUGCUACGAUAACGAGAUUGUCAUGAUGAACCACGUGUACAAGGAGCGCUUUCCAAAGGCUACUGCACAGAUGGAAGGGAGGCUUGCAGAGUUCAUCCACGCUUACGCUCCCGAAAAUGUUCUCCCGCUAGCCGACGGAGUUCUCAGCUUCAUCCACCACCAGAUCGCUGAGCUCUCAAGGGACUGCCUGACGAAAUCCUGCGAGGGACUCAUCACAUCCGUCUACUUUUUCGAGCUGCAGGAAAACCUGGAGAAGCUACUCCAUGAUGCCUUUGAACGUUCAGAGAGCUCAGAGGUGGCCUUUGUCACGGAGUUGGUGAAAAAGCUUCUCAUCAUCAUAUCCCGACCAGCUCGGCUCUUGGAGUGUCUGGAAUUCAACCCGGAGGAGUUUUACCAUCUGCUGGAGGCUGCGGAAGAUGUCGCCAAGGAAGGUCACCUGGUGAAAACCGACAUCCCUCGUUACAUUGUCAGCCAGCUGGGACUCACCAGAGACCCGAUUGAAGAGAUGGUAAACCUUGAUAGUUAUGACAGCGAAGGACCUCUAACACCUGAAACCGAUGACUCGGCAGAGGGGAAGAUUAAAGCAAUGAAACCACCAGGUGAAGCAGACUUCCAGACCAUCAAGCUCAUUAGCCACGGAGCAUAUGGUGCCGUGUAUCUGGUCCGACACCUGGAGACGCGUCAGCGUUUUGCCAUGAAGAAAAUUAACAAGCAAAACCUGAUCCUGAGGAAUCAGAUCCAACAGGCUUUUGUCGAGAGAGACAUCCUCACAUUUGCCGAGAACCCUUUUGUGGUCUCCAUGUUCUGUUCCUUUGAGACCCGUCGGCACCUGUGCAUGGUCAUGGAGUAUGUCGAAGGAGGAGACUGUGCCACUCUGCUGAAGAACAUUGGAGCUCUGCCAGUGGAAAUGGCUCGGAUGUACUUUGCUGAAACUGUCCUUGCGCUCGAAUACUUACACAACUAUGGCAUUGUCCACCGUGACCUCAAGCCGGACAACCUUCUCAUAACGUCAAUGGGCCACAUCAAGCUUACGGACUUUGGCCUGUCUAAAAUGGGUCUGAUGAGUCUGACGACCAACCUGUAUGAAGGACACAUCGAAAAGGACACUCGUGAGUUCUUGGAUAAGCAGGUGUGUGGAACCCCGGAGUAUAUUGCACCCGAGGUCAUUCUUCGUCAAGGUUACGGAAAGCCAGUGGACUGGUGGGCUAUGGGUGUCAUCUUGUACGAGUUCUUGGUCGGGUGCGUGCCUUUUUUUGGAGACACUCCGGAGGAGCUAUUUGGGCAGGUUAUAACAGAUGACAUUGUCUGGCCUGAAGGAGAUGAGGCGCUCCCUCUUGACGCCCAACAUCUCAUCGCCUCUCUUUUACAGACGAAUCCACUUGUGCGACUCGGAACAGGGGGUGCUUUUGAAGUGAAGCAGCACGCCUUCUUCACAGAGGUGAACUGGAACAGCUUGCUGAGACAAAAGGCCGAGUUCAUCCCUCACCUGGAGUCGGAGGAGGACACCAGUUAUUUUGACACACGGUCUGAGCGCUACCAUCAUGUGCAUUCCUAUGAUGAGGAUGAUACCAAUGAUGAUGAGCCUGUGGAGUUACAUCGCUUUUCUUCGUGCUCACCCCGCUUUAGUAAGGUGUACAGCAGUAUGGAGCAUUUGUCCCAGCUGGAGCAUAAAGCCCCAAGUGUAACUUUACGGGAGCACAAAGUUCCAAGAGAAGAUCGAAUGGCCAAGAGAGAAAGCCUGGGUAGUUUUGCACUGCGGGACAAGAACUGGAGGACUGGAUCACCUGAGAUGAAGCGUUUGUCCUGCUCAGAGUCAUCCUUCACUGAGAGUGACUACAGUCCUCCAUCUGGGGCCCGAAGGCGCUUCUCUGCGCUCAUGGACACGCACCGCUUGGCUUCACCUCUUGAGGUCGAUUCUGAACAGUCUCUUUCUCGGGGCCAGCUUCCAGUGAAGACCAGGGGUACCUCUUUGGAAGGAGCCAUGGGUGCCAUCUCCUCGCAAGGGGAUCUGAGGACAUUCCUCAAGGAAAGCAAUGGAUUCGCACCCGCAGGUCAGAAAAGCCCAUCUCAGUUAAAGUAUGGCCCGAAAUGUUUCUUUGACACUCUCACGUUUUGUUUACCAGCCGGCGCUGCCGUUCUGGGGCUUCCAGAGCCCCAAGGGCCUCGAGGGGCCACCACGGACUUGGUGCUGCGGAGAGUUCGGCACCAGCAGCUAUCAGCUGAGGGAGAGAAACGCAACUCUCGACCAGGACAUAAAGUGAUCAAAUCUGCUUCUGCCACAGCUUUGUCUGUUAUCAUUCCCGCAGUGGAGCAACACGGUGCCUCCCCCCUAGCGAGCCCAAUGUCUCCUCGCUCCCUCUCGUCCAACCCCUCCUCUCGAGACUCCUCACCCAGUCGAGAUUACUGCCCCGUCGUAAAUGUCCUGCAUUCCCCAAUCACCAUCCACCGCUCUGGGAAGAAGUAUGGCUUCACUCUCCGAGCAAUACGAGUCUACAUCGGAGACAGUGACGUCUACAGCGUACACCAUAUGGUCUGGCAUGUGGAGGACGGAGGCCCCGCCCAAGAGGCCGGACUUAGUGCCGGUGAUCUCAUCACUCAUGUAAAUGGGGAGUCAGUUCACGGUCUGGUCCAUACGGAGGUGGUGGAGCUCAUCCUGAAGAGUGGAAACAAGGUGACCGUUACGACGACUCCCUUUGAGAACACCUCCAUAAAAGUGGGACCCGCACGCAAGACCAGCUAUAAAUGCAAAAUGGCACGACGCAGCAAGAGACCAGGAGCCAAAGAGGGUCAAGAUAAGAAGCGCAGCUCCCUGUUCCGAAAAAUCACCAAGCAGUCCAAUUUGCUGCACACCAGUCGAAGCCUCUCCUCUUUGAAUCGCUCUCUCUCAUCUGGAGACAGUCUACCCGCAUCUCCCACCCACAGCUUCUGUGCCCGCUCACCCACUCAGAGUUAUCGAUCCACCACUCUGGAAUCUCCAUACAUGGGCACUUCCUCGCAGAGCAGCUCCCCAGCAUCAAGCACCCCAAACUCCCCAGCCACGUCACACCACAUGAGGCCCAGCUCUCUACAUGGCUUGUCGCCCAAACUUCACCGCCAGUACCGCUCCGCUCGCUGCAAAUCUGCCGGCAACAUUCCCUUAUCCCCUUUAGCCCACACCCCCUCCCCCACCACGUCUUCUCCUCCGCCCCUGAGCGGCCACACGGUAGGCAGCUCCAACACAACGCAGAUGUUCCCCGUCAAGCUUCACUCCUCGCCGCCCGUCGCCCGUCCUCGUCCCAAGAGUGCCGAGCCACCCAGAUCCCCGCUUCUGCAGCGAGUGCAAUCGGCAGAGAAGCUUGGGGCGCCCGUUCCGCCUUCCUCCUCCUCAUCGUCAUCGUCGCCUUCUCCUCUGAUGGGAGGCGUGUGCCUACGCAAGCACAGUCUGGAGGUGACACACGGGGACUACAGAAGAGAAUCCUUCCACUGUGAACACAGCCUACAGAGUCUGCUUGAAAUGGAAGGAGAGAAUGGACCUGCUCCGCCUUCUCCCUCAUCCUCUUCAUCCCCUUCUCCACCUCUCGGAGGGGAAAGCAGUAGUUUGAAGCCUGUUAGAAGGCUGGGCAGGCAGGAAUCGCCACUCAGCCGUGACACAAUGGUAACGGUAACAGAGAAAGAUACUCAAAUCACGGCCUGUGAUCUUAUAGGGUCCAAUACUGAGCCCAAAACAACAAAAAAUGAAUCCACCGUUGACCCAAACACAACAUUAUCCAUCUCUGGGGCUCAACAGGGUUCAGCUGUAAUCGAGACCAUCUCUUCCAAAGUGGUAGCAGCAGCGGCCCGGUCCCCCAUCGAGACCAAGCCGAAACAGGGGCUCAAACCUCAAAACGCAAACGCUGUGACUUCUGAGGGUACCGUCUCUCAGAGCAGACCUUGUGAGAAAGUCUCCACUCCAGGGUCAACUAAGUGCCUCCAACCGCAAGAGAGAAAGCCGAAAGAUUCUCACGCAGAAACAGUCUCUUCCAGUAAAACUUUAGGGAACGCCGAAGACAAAACCAAAUACGUCGCGGGGGCAGACAAAGGUUGCUGUCGCAAAGGAUCAACGACAGAGUCAUCCAAACCUCGUAAGACCACGGAGUCCGUUGAAAAAGAAGGCGGUCGUGGUGAUAAAAAAACGGAGAUGACCAGGAUUAAAGGUCCUGCGCCUCCACUUCCGGCCCCGGCGCAGGUCCACGGGGCAACAAAUGUACCAGUAGCCGUCAGCGCCAAAGUGGAAAGAGCAUCAAAGAGCUAUCGGGGAGCGAAGGAGGAUAAGGCGCACCUGGAGGUGUUGGAAGAAAACGCCAUCUCCCCUUCUUCUAAUGCAUCCUCAUCUUGUUCCGGCAAGCCGCGCACCAUGUCUCCCGGCGAUCGAGGCAGCUUUGUCACGCAACUCACAAGCGUCGCCAAAACGGUACUUGGGCCUAUGAAAGGGGGGUUACAAGACUGUUCCAAGGUCAAAGACGCCUAUAAGUCAAGCGAGGAAAAGCGAGGCAGUUCAGCGGGAAAAGCGGAGGCUUCGAAUGCGGCCGGACGCCGUGGCGCUCAAACAACACCCGCUGGUGGUGCUCUCCAGAUGGAUAAAGGAAACAAUCGUGGCUCAAAGCAUCAUUCGUGAUCAAGAAGCAGAAGAAGCCAAGCCUCCAAUGCAUUGCCUUUUACUGUAGAAGCAUCCAAACAUAUCAUCUAAAUUAACACCUUUUUAAUCAAACAUAAUUGCCUGAAGAGAAGUAAACUGCAAUUGAGACAUUGAGCAUAAUGAGAGAAAAAAAAAGUUGCAUCAUUUACUGUUAGAAAAUGUGUGCGCACUGUUGUGUAUUAUAGGCCUGUGGAUGUCUUUGUCACAAUGUGCUGUAGAUAUAUUUAAAAAAAAACGUUGCAUGUUGGACAUGGAAACAUGAGAAAUUCAAAAAGCAGAUGGAAAUUAAAACAAACAAACAAAAAAAACCAUACUGAAGACCAUGAGGUAGUUAACACUGUGAACAACUUUACAUCCACCUGAACGUGCAAAUCACAUUCCAUUUCAAUUUGUUUGGAUUAGUUGACUUAGCAGAAUGUUUAAAAUACAAUCACUUAUCAUAAAAAUAACAGAAAAAAAAUAAGACUAGCCGACUAGAGCCUGGACCAAACUACCAAACUACUGUUCUUGCUUUCAAAGAAGCUGGCUGGUGGUCUGAUCGGUUAAAGGGCUGAAAUUCCAGUGGGAUAAAGUAUCAGAUGAGGUUGCAUAGGGACACUAUGCAAUGUGCUAAUAAUGCCACUUCAGGUGUCCAGAAUUACCGGUACUAAGUUUACAUUGUGUCGUCGAUGAGUCCAGGUGAUAAAAGAAGUCGUUGCAAUAAGCCAAGCCAACUUGAUUUCACUUUCAAAGUUGUCCCUUUUGAUGUGUGCAAUCGCUAUUGUGUGUGAAUUCAUUGUAUGUUAAUGGUGUUAUUUAGGACUAAAUGGUCAUAAACUACCACUUACAUGUUGAUUGAAUACGCAUACGU
Messenger RNA from Hippocampus comes (tiger tail seahorse), 6636 nucleotides. Its product is annotated as microtubule-associated serine/threonine-protein kinase 1-like. The record is from RefSeq and is a predicted model, not a curated record. Gene Ontology annotation, biological process: intracellular signal transduction; peptidyl-serine phosphorylation; cytoskeleton organization. The transcript is spliced from 26 exons. NCBI's taxonomy places the organism in Eukaryota, Metazoa, Chordata, Actinopteri, Syngnathiformes, Syngnathidae. Bases 639 to 5765 code for a protein of 1708 amino acids. Gene Ontology annotation, molecular function: protein serine/threonine kinase activity; ATP binding; protein binding.